Suillus clintonianus is the source of this 759-nucleotide messenger RNA. RefSeq lists its product as uncharacterized. Gene Ontology annotation, molecular function: aminoacyl-tRNA ligase activity; ATP binding. The coding region runs from base 1 to 759 and encodes 252 amino acids. NCBI's taxonomy places the organism in Eukaryota, Fungi, Basidiomycota, Agaricomycetes, Boletales, Suillaceae. Gene Ontology annotation, biological process: tRNA aminoacylation for protein translation. The record is from RefSeq and is a predicted model, not a curated record. The transcript has 5 exons.
AUGCUCAAACUUGACGACGGUUUUUCGCCAGAGACAUCCGCGAAGCCAACCGGGAACGAAAGUCUUGUGGAACGCUGGAUCCUACACAAGCUCAACAUAGCUGCGACGCAGAUCAACACGCAGCUCCUCGAACGCAAUUUCAUGGCUGCGACUACGUCAGCAUAUAAUUUCUGGUUAUAUGAGCUCUGCGAUGUCUACAUUGUGGAUACUUCGAAUUUGAAUGAGUUGGUCGAAAAAACGGAGGCAUUGGAAAAGAAGAUAUCAAAGCUAGAAAAGGCAAUAGAAAAACUCAAGGAUAGUGAGACGUCGCAGGAGAUCACGAUGAUGACAUGGCAGACCGCAGAUGUUGCGUUCAAUGCUAUCGCAGAUUUUGCAUGGAGCCAUCUGUCAGAUGCAGUCAAGGCUAACCUUGAAACACUCGAAAUAUUUGACUUUUCCGAUCUCGUUUACUUCAAUUCGCGCCCCCGCCGCUUCAAUUCUAAAUCCACUCUUGCCGCCAAAUCCGCGUACCGCACCAUCCAUGAAGACGUACGCCUGGUAUAUGUAUCAGUGUCAGAACUCAAGAAGCGCACCAAGGAAGAGAGACACGAGGUGUUCCACGCUGUUAUCACAGCGGAACACCUCGAAGAAUUUAUGAAAAAGUUGCAUUUUGUGUGUUCCGGAUCCGAACAUCCCGUCUUUGAUCAUAUUCGUACAUGUUUGCUAGCUUAUACUUAUACUGUUCAGAACUCUCAGCUCAGGGCUCAAAUGUCACAAUAA